AUGCACUUCAGCAACCUCCUCGUCGGCCUCGCCGCCACCGCCAGCACGGCCUUCGCCGCCCCGUCGUCCAACAUCAACGCCCGCGCCGACGCCGUCUCCGCCAUGGCCGCGGUGCCGCAAUGGACCAUCAAGUCGUUCACACGGACGUGCGACGCGGCCGACACCAAGUGCACGGUCUCGUUCGGCAUCGACACAGGCAGCGGCGCGGCGGCCACCCAGUGCCAGUACGACGCGACGGGCGCGCCCGCCAGCCGCACCGCCACCAACGGCGUCACCUGCGGGCCCUACACCCUCAGCUCCAGCUGGAGCGGCCAGUUCGGCGAGGGCAACGGCUUCACGACCUGGUCUGUCGUCGACUGGUCCAAGCGCCUCAUCGUCUGGCCUGCCUACACGGACAAGGAGCUUGUUAACGGCAAGGCCGUCACGCCGGACAAGAGCUACGCGCCGCAGACUCUGGCUUGA
Molecule: messenger RNA, 462 nt
Organism: Chaetomium strumarium
Lineage: Eukaryota; Fungi; Ascomycota; Sordariomycetes; Sordariales; Chaetomiaceae
Exons: 1
Coding region: 1-462 (153 amino acids)
Source: RefSeq, a predicted model, not a curated record